Messenger RNA from Owenia fusiformis, 3202 nucleotides. The record is from the annotation of a GenBank genome assembly. NCBI's taxonomy places the organism in Eukaryota, Metazoa, Annelida, Polychaeta, Sabellida, Oweniidae.
AUGUAUACUACGCUACUACACUGGGGUAGGGUCAGGCUAGGAGCAUGCUACACUACUACACUUACUACGUUUACUACGCUACUACGCUGGGGUGGGGUCAGGCUAGGAGCAUACUACACUUACUACACUUACUACGCAUACUACGUAUACUACGCUACUACGCUGGGGUGGGGUCAGGCUAUGAGCAUACUACGCUUACUACACUUACUACGUAUACUACGCUACUACGCUGGGUUUGUACAAAUAACAGAAAUCAAAAUGUCUAGUCGUAAAACCAAGGGAAAGACUACUAAGAAGAGGGCCCAGAGAGCCACUUCUAAUGUCUUUGCCAUGUUCGACCAGGCCCAGAUCCAGGAGUUCAAAGAGGCCUUCAACAUGAUAGAUCAAAACAGAGAUGGCUUUAUAGACAAGGAAGAUUUACAUGAUAUGUUAGCUUCUUUAGGUAAAAAUCCCACAGAUGAAUAUUUAGAUGGUAUGAUUAAUGAGGCCCCUGGUCCAAUUAACUUCACUAUGUUCCUCACAAUGUUUGGAGAGAAAUUGAAUGGAACCGAUCCAGAAGAUGUCAUAAAGAAUGCAUUUGCUUGCUUUGAUGAGGAACAGACAGGUUACAUCAAUGAAGACAGACUAAGGGAACUUCUCACAAGUAUGGGAGAUAGAUUCACUGAUGAACAGGUUGAUGAUAUGUUCAGGGAGGCACCAAUUAACAAAGUUUCUUGGAGUCGGGCAACUAACAAGUUAAUCAGCAUGACGCAGCGGUACAUUGAAGCAAUGCAGUUUUCGAACUUGCAUGCAUAUGACAUUCUGCAAAAGCACCAGAGGAAUCGGCCUUUGGGUGACUUGAUGGUCAAACAGAAGUUUUUCCCUCAGGAACCUUCUCUGACUACAGAGACUGUUGAUAUAGACUUACCGAGGAAGCAUCCUAUUCCAUAUAGAACUAAAUCAGCCAUGGAAAUAUUAAAGGAUGAAGAAAGAAAAGUGCACUCUGUUUAUAAAAGAGCAAGAAGUGCUGUCUUGGGUCAUUCCAAGAAUAGAGUGAGAUCAGGAAAGACAUCAAGGACAAGAGACAUGAGUUCUACUUUAUCAUCUACAGUGCGUGUCAAUGGAAGUGCAGGUAGUCUAAAGAAACCUAGGCCAGGAAGUGGGGUGAAUUCCAGCUUUAAUUAUGCACAUAACACACCAACAACUCCAAGACCUAGAUCCCCUCAAAAAUCAUCAAUGAGCAGGUCUGACUCGAUAUCUGAUUCAGUUGCAAUUAGCAAAUACAACAUGGACCCUUCAAUGUUAGAGUCAAGUCACAGCUAUAAUGCUACUCAUCAAAAGAUUCAGAACAGAAAGAAUCCAGAAUAUCAUGACUGGAGUGAUGGCUUGUUUAAACGUGGUUCUAAAGACAGGGCAAAACAGAAUGCGUCGCCAGCUACUCAUUGGUUGAUUUUUGGUGGUGGACAGACUGAGAGAUCAAGGGGCAUUGUGGAUGCAUUUGCAACUAUGGACAAGGCAGAUGACUUCUACACUAUUGAGAGUGUAACAGGUAGUAAGGUGGCACAGCAGUUGAAGAGAGGAGACAGUAUCAGGAUAGGCAAGAAUGGAAAGGUACAACAGACAGAUCUCAAAGUCAGAAGGGAGGAUUAUAGCACUAAAAACAACAAUGAGAAGCUUGAAGACCUGGUAUAUAUGCCAGAGGAGAUAGAUGUGAGUGAAUACAUGUUUGUUGAGUCAGAGAAGGAGCCUGUUUCAUGGGAGGACCAGGUAUCACGGCCUGAUGCUAAAGUACUUGAACCCACUACACCCAGGCCACCAGAUAAAACACCAAAUCUGUGUGAAAACAACCCAGUAACAUUUAGAAAGCUCCUUGAUGAUGAACCUCGUCCAAAAAUUACGCAGAAAAAAACAAGCAAACGUUACAGAGUGAUCCAAAGGCCUAAGAGUCGUAAAGGUCACGAUAAUAUGGACAGAGUAUCAGGAAGGAUCACAGUAUUAACCCUGAACUCUGGUGAUGACAGUGGUGGAGAAAGUGAUGCCGAUAGUGAGGCUGCGUAUGCAGAAAUUCUCCGCAGUCAGACUGCUAUGAGUCAAAGAAUCUCAGAGCUCAGUAGGGCUAACACCCCUGCUGUGAAUAAACCCUCCCCAACUAAAGUGCCAAUGGUUGAUGAAAAACAGACUGCAUCAGUCAAGGUUGAGACAGUUCCUAACAUUACCCCUCAUGAUAAUAGCUGUACGAUGUGUGACCAUGAAGAUCAUAAGAGAGCCCCUAGCUCACCUACAGAACUCAGUCUUCAAAGACCACACACAGCCACAACAUUCUUUAGACCUGAUUCUGACCUUAAGGUUGUUCAACCAAAAUCACGAUCGAUCAAAACUAGAACUGUUCGCUCUGCUGGAAGUAAACCCACUCCAGUUACAAAUGGUAGACUUUUUUCUAGCCAAUCUGGUCAUAAACUGGACAUAAAAACCCCAGCAAGUAUAACAAAGGGAACAACUCCCCAAGGCAAUUUAGGCUACAUUAAAUUCACUCAACAUAUAGUGGCACCCCCUGAGACAAUUUUAGAGCGUCCUCAAUCAGGGGUUUCCUCCAGGACACAUGGAACCCACCAAAGUCUUCAUGAGUCACUCCUGUCCAAGAAACAAGAUAUAAACUUCAACUCCAGAUACAAUGCAAGUACACCUGCCCCUGAUAACACUCCCAUGUUGGGCUCACCCAUGUCCUCCAGACCUCUGACCCCCAACAUGUACGCUAGAUACACGGCAGAUUAUAUUGGUGAUAAUGGAGGGCCACCUGGCUCAGGGGGUUCAUACCAGGGGCCUGAAGGAGACAGGAACUCUAGUCUGUAUGGGGAAGACCAAAAUAGUGGGGGCAGUUCUCCAAGAGGCUCCAUCGGAAAUGCAGAUGAUUUUGAUGAUGACAUUGAAGAGGAUGGUUAUAUCAACAAUGCCAACAAUGAUGAUAACUAUGAUGAUAUCCACAAUGAUGCCAAAAAUGAUGAUGAUAAUAAUGAUGCCAAGAAGGAUAAUCAGCGGAAUGUUCAUUUUGAAAAUAGUGUUAUCUUUAAUGAUGAGGAUCCUGACAAAACAAUCGAUCAGUCAAAUAAAUCUGAAGAUAUUGAUGCGAUAAUUAAAGUUGAAGUUAACAGUAAUGAUCAGGCAGGAGAUGAAAUUGAAAAAUGAAAAUUAAUAAACCGAGCCUAUAGAAUGAUUAGAUUAGAGA